Messenger RNA from Rhincodon typus (whale shark), 1595 nucleotides. RefSeq names its product glutamine synthetase-like. The transcript has 7 exons. Lineage: Eukaryota; Metazoa; Chordata; Chondrichthyes; Orectolobiformes; Rhincodontidae. The record is from RefSeq and is a predicted model, not a curated record. The coding region runs from base 125 to 1225 and encodes 366 amino acids. Gene Ontology annotation, cellular component: cytoplasm. Gene Ontology annotation, molecular function: glutamine synthetase activity.
AUUGGGCGGGACGAAUAUUAAACCAAAAAAAAGGUUCCGCCCUGCUUGGGUGAGUUAGUUGGAGAGGCUGUUCUCGAAUGACAAGUAUCGUGAUCAUUUUUGCUUUCCAAGGCGAGAAGUCGAGAUGUCUGUGGCUGUAAGUUCCAAGUUGAACAAAACCGUGAGGGAGCAGUACCUGAAAUUGCCUCAGGAUGGAAAGGUACAGGUGACCUACGUAUGGAUCGAUGGCACUGGAGAGGGACUUCGCUGUAAAACCAAAACCCUGGAUUCGGAACCACGGACCAUUAAAGAUAUUCCCGAGUGGAAUUUUGAUGGGUCCAGUACCUUCCAGGCGGAAGGUUCCAACAGCGACAUGUUUCUGAUUCCGGUCCGCAUGUUCCGGGAUCCCUUCAUCCUGGAUCCGAACAAACUGGUUCUUUGUGAGGUUCUGAAAUACAAUCGGAAACCGGCAGAGAGCAACUUGAGGCACACAUGUAAUGAAGCGAUGGAUAAAGCGAAGGACGCUCAUCCCUGGUUUGGUUUGGAGCAAGAGUACACUCUGUUGGGAAUUGAUAGGCAUCCUUAUGGCUGGCCUCAAAAUGGAUUUCCAGGACCACAAGGACCCUACUAUUGUGGAGUUGGAGCAGAUAAAGUCUAUGGUAGAGAUAUCGUGGAAGCUCACUAUAAAGCAUGCCUCUAUGCUGGAGUGAAGAUAUCAGGCACCAAUGCUGAAGUCAUGCCAUCACAGUGGGAAUAUCAAGUGGGGCCAUGUGAAGGGAUUGAAAUGGGAGAUCAUUUGUGGAUUGCCAGAUACAUUCUUCAUCGCAUUUGUGAAGACUUUGGAGUUGUGGCUACAUUUGACCCAAAGCCAAUAACUGGAAACUGGAAUGGAGCUGGAUGCCAUGCUAACUUCAGCACAGAGGCCAUGAGAAAGGAAGGGGGCCUUCAGUAUAUUGAAGAAGCCAUUGAAAAGCUGAGUAAGAGGCAUGCAUACCACAUCCGUGUGUAUGAUCCAAAAGGAGGGUUGGAUAACUCCAGAAGGUUAACUGGACAACACGAAACCUCCAACAUCCAUGACUUCUCUGCUGGAGUUGCAAACCGUGGAGCUAGCAUUCGAAUUCCUCGCCAAGUUGGACAAGAUCAUUGUGGAUAUUUUGAGGACAGAAGACCAGCUGCAAACUGUGACCCUUAUGCUGUCACUGAAGCCCUGGUCAGGACCUGUAUCCUAAAUGAAACUGAAAAUUAACUAAAAUGCUGUAUUGAGACUUGGUACUAAAGAGCACCAGAAUCUCCAUAGUUAUGGUAUUUUUAUCUAAUCUGAAAUGCUUCUUUUAACCGCUGGAAUGGUGAUGGUACUGUUUCAAAACUAAAUUUGUACUUAUUUGUACAUAUACCCUGUUAAAUAUUCUUCAUAAAUUCAAUGAAAAUAAUUUCAAAACCUGAAUAUCCAAAGUAGGAUCAACUUUUGGCAAGCUGGAAUCAUAUGCCUUAAUUGGCUUUAAUUUUUUUUAAUUAAGACAAAAGUUUGAAAACUAUUUAGUUUCAAGGAGCUUCCCUAUGAAUUAAGGUGGGGAUAUUGUUUUAACUUGCAUUGAAGCUAUUAACUGGCAAGUGAA